ACGUUACUGUUAUAAUAAUUAUUAUUAUUAUAUUGACUAUUAUUAUUACGAUUAAAAUUAUUAUAAUUAUUCGGAUUUUGUCUAUUCUGACCAUGGUUAAAAUUUUGCUUAUAAUCAAAGUUUUUCCCGUUUGGAUUGUUUCCCUGAUAAUUAUUUGACCAACGAUUUCCGUUAAAAUUUUGAUUUCCGUUCUGGUUUAUUUUAUUUUCAUUAUUUUGUAAUUCCUUAUUAAAAUUAAAUUCUAUUUCUAACUGCCUAGCCAUUUGCAUUGCCAGUUCCAACGUUUCUGGAUUCCUAGCUCGUAAUAUCGUUUGUAGAUCCAUUGUUAACCCAUUUAUAUAAAUUGCUAAUGCCUGAUCUUUAAGAGUUUGCCUUAAAAUUCUCUCCUCUUCUGGUGUUUUAUUUGCUAAAGUUGCAUUACAUAAAUUAUACAGGUUAAAAAUUAGAACUUUUGUCUGAUUACGAUAUGUUUCUGAUGUUUAAGAACGGUCAGUAUUCGUGGAGGUUUGAUGCAGACGAGCAUGCGAUAUGCAAAGGCUAAUAAUUUAAAAUCCCCGAAUUAUGAGGAAACGAAAUAGAAAUCCUGGUUGGUGUAUCAAGAUUAGUACAUGCCGUAUAAUAGUUAUAACUUGGGUCGACCAAAAUUUAGACGGUUUGAGCGAAUUAACCCCCAAAUCGGCUAGAUGUCGUGUAUACGAAGUAGAUAUAUCAUACCCGCAACACUUGCACGAUAUGCAUAAUGAUCUGCCAUUCCUACUACAAAAUAGCAUACCACAUGGCUCAAAAGUGCGGAAACUUAUGGCGACGUUUGAGCGUAAGGAAAACUAUAUUGUGCAUUAUAGGAAUCUGCAGCAGGCAAUUGAUAACGAGUUGAUAGUUGAAAAGGUACAUAGAGUCUUGGAGUUUAUCCAGUCAGAUUGGCUUGCCAAGUAUAUCCAGUUAAACACCGAGAUGAGGAAGAAGGCCAGGAACGAGUUUUUAGUUUUUAAUUUCAGUGUUCAAUUUCGGACUGAACUGAAUUUUGAGUUGGAUCCUGAAAGACAUACAGAUAUAUAAAGUGAAAUCUCAAUUAACCGUCUGCAAAAGGAAAUAAAAAGUGACAUUUAAAAAAAAUAAAUACAUUUUUUAAAAAUA
Messenger RNA from Aphis gossypii (cotton aphid), 1134 nucleotides. RefSeq lists its product as uncharacterized. The transcript is spliced from 4 exons. NCBI's taxonomy places the organism in Eukaryota, Metazoa, Arthropoda, Insecta, Hemiptera, Aphididae. The coding region runs from base 562 to 1056 and encodes 164 amino acids. The record is from RefSeq and is a predicted model, not a curated record.